Molecule: messenger RNA, 618 nt
Organism: Triticum turgidum subsp. durum (durum wheat)
Lineage: Eukaryota; Viridiplantae; Streptophyta; Magnoliopsida; Poales; Poaceae
Source: the annotation of a GenBank genome assembly
AUGUGUAUUCGCCAAGGAGAAGAGCCUAUGGCAAAGCAUUUGUGCUCCUUCUUGGUCCAUGCGUGUGUGUGUGUGUGUGUGAUUGAGUCUCUCCCAUGUGUGUGUGUUCUAGAGAGAUGGAGAGAGAAACCACAAGAGAGUAGUGUAAGCUGUGAGACGCAGCUCAAGAGAGAAGAAGAGCGGCGCUGCGAGGAGGAGCGGCCCCAACAUACCAGGCCGGCCUGGAACCGCCCGGCGGAGCGUGGCAGAGCAGCAGCAAUGGGUGUGAAGCGGGCAACCCGGUCAUGCACGACAAACAGGAGGCCCCGGUACCUCGCCUUCUUCUACAGCAACUCCACUUCCUUCAUGGCUUCCAUCGUCAUCAUCAUCAUGCUGCUACCGCAAUGGCUGCCAAAAAAGGAGAAAGGGGAAUGGGAAAAAUGGUCACUGAGGGUGAUGAACAGGACGAUCAUACUGGAUUUGAUCGCUCUCCUAGUGGCCUAUACAGCUGGCUCCAACAGGGGGUGGAAGACGUCCGUGUAUGCGAUCGUGCUCAUCGUUGCCGUGCUGGGCUACUUUGUGAUCCAUAUGACGCUGUCAAGGAAACCCAAUCAGAGUGAUUCAUCAUCAUCAGUCUAG